CUCACUCGUUUUAGCUUAUUUCCAGUCGCUAAGGCUUCUCAGAAUCGUCUGCAGCCGGGACGCAAAACGCUCAAUGUGUCCCACCGCUCUGGACAAUCUAGACAAGGACGUAUUUUAAAUCGAACAUUCCAAUAUGGACAUUGACAACAUGGUGCAAAACAGUGCUCUUGUUAGAGCCAGAGAAGGUGGAGGAAGCAAAGGCAGGAGCUGGAAAUGGAGAGAAUUGCUACGCUUUCCCCACAUUAGCGAGUGUAGGGAGCUGGCCAAGACCAUAGAACGAGACUACUAUGAUCUAUGUGUCAAGCAGCCUAUUGGCAAAAAAAUGUUUCAGCUCUACUGUGUGAAUCGGCCCGACCUGCACGACCACAUGUUGCUCAUGAAUGCUCUGGAAACCUUCGAAACAAAGACAGACAAGGAAAGGAAAAGCUUUGGACUCAGCAUCAUCCAGAGAUUCAUCCAAAGUCAGUCCAGGCAGUGUGUGCCCUCCGUAGCAAAGUACGAACAAAGCUGCAUCAAGAGUUUGGAGCUUGAUCCCUGUGACGAUGUCUUUCACAAUUGCAAAGAAGUUCUGCAUGAAUACCUGAGCCAAGAGCCCUUCACGCAGUACCAGUUCAGCAUGCAGUUUGACCGCUUUCUACAGUGGAAGCAGCUGGAGAGGCGGCCUGUCACCAAACACACAUUCAGAGAGUACAGGCUUCUGGGGAAAGGAGGCUUUGGAGAGGUUUGGGCUUGUCAGGUGCGAGCCACAGGUAUGAUGUAUGCCUGUAAAAAGCUUGAAAAGACUCAUGUAAAGAAAUGGCAGGGAGAGCACAUGGCGCUCAACGAAAAGGAGCUACUGGAGGAGGUGGACAGUCGAUUUGUGGUGAAUCUUGCAUAUGCUUAUGAGACCAAACAUAGUCUGUGCAUGGUUUUAACCAUGAUGAGUGGUGGGGACCUGAGGUUUCACAUCCACAAUAUGGGAAAGCCUGGCUUAGACAUGGAUAGAGUGUAUUUCUAUGCUGCAGAAGUCUGCUGUGGUUUAAUUCAUCUCCACCAGAAGUCAAUAAUUUACAGAGAUCUUAAACCUGAAAACAUUCUCCUGGAUGACAACGGACACAUCCGCAUCUCUGACCUGGGCUUGGCUGUGAAGCUGGAUGAAGGGUGUCUGGUGCAGGGCAGGGUCGGCACAUUAUACUAUAUGGCUCCUGAGGUGAUCAGCAAAGAGAAUUACGACACAAGUCCUGACUGGUGGGGCCUUGGCUGUCUGAUUUAUGAAAUGAUUGAGGGCCAGUCUCCGUUCAGGGGCCAAGGAGAGCGCCCUAAAUCCUCUGAAAUGGAAAAAAGGAUCAAAUCAAAAAAGCUGGAAUAUAGUGACAAGUUCAGCAAGGAGGCCAUCGACAUCUGCAAUGCAUUGCUGAAGAGGAAUCCAAAACGCAGACUGGGUUGCCGAGGCUCUGGAGGGAAAGAAGUGAAGUCUCACCCCUUCUUUCGAAAGAUCAACUUCCGGAUGCUGGAAGCAGGACGGGUGGAGGCUCCUUUUAAACCAGAUCCCAGACUGGUGUACUGCAACGAUGUGCAGGAUAUUGAUGAGUUCUCGACGCUGAAGGGAGUCACUCUGAACCAGACCGACGGCGAGUUCUACGCCAAAUUCAACACGGGAAGCGUUCUGAGGAGUUGGCAAAAUGAGCUCAUAGAUACGGGAUGUUUCGAAGAACUGAAUGUUUUUGGUCCAAUGGGAUCUCGACCUCCAGACUUGGACUGGUCCCUGGCCCCUAACAGCCCCAAACGUGGCUUGAUGCGUCGAAUGUUCCGCAGACAUGAUAAAGCACAGCCCGAUUCUUAAAAGUGUGAACGGGUAUUGUGGCGUCAAACAUUUGAUUUAAUCUUUUCCUCCAACAGCACCCCUCAGAUGGUAAACAGAGCCAGCCAUCAAAUGAGGGGUAAAGGACAACCCCAGCCCAGAAACCAAAGCAAAGCCCCUCAAGCCCUAAAGCAGUUUGUGUCUGUACAGCCGCAGCACAGUAGCACUUGUUAUAAAAUGCCAAAAAAAGGUGAAUCUUUAAAUAAAGUUUUUUUAAUCUA
Molecule: messenger RNA, 2061 nt
Organism: Girardinichthys multiradiatus
Lineage: Eukaryota; Metazoa; Chordata; Actinopteri; Cyprinodontiformes; Goodeidae
Product: G protein-coupled receptor kinase 5-like
Exons: 15
Coding region: 134-1822 (562 amino acids)
Biological process (GO): regulation of signal transduction; signal transduction; protein phosphorylation
Cellular component (GO): cytoplasm
Molecular function (GO): G protein-coupled receptor kinase activity; ATP binding
Source: RefSeq, a predicted model, not a curated record